Protopterus annectens (West African lungfish) is the source of this 3621-nucleotide messenger RNA. Its product is annotated as C-C chemokine receptor type 6-like. The record is from RefSeq and is a predicted model, not a curated record. Bases 298 to 1449 code for a protein of 383 amino acids. Gene Ontology annotation, biological process: immune response; G protein-coupled receptor signaling pathway; chemotaxis. Gene Ontology annotation, molecular function: chemokine receptor activity. Lineage: Eukaryota; Metazoa; Chordata; Ceratodontiformes; Protopteridae. The transcript has 3 exons. Gene Ontology annotation, cellular component: membrane.
GGGCCUGCUGCCAGUGCUAUAUUCUUUGGGAAAGAAUGAGUUAAUAUUGUGUAGCCACUGAAAAAAAAAGCAGUCUGACGGUAGUUUUCCUCUUUAAAAUGAACUGAAUAGUUCCUGUUUCUGAAUUUCUCAAGCGAUACUUCAGCAUCUGUGACUUAAAACAAAAUGGAUUUAACACCUGUCCUUGCUCUUGGAUUUCGUUAAUUCAGAGUCCCAUGAGUUUUUCAGAGUAGAAGUAAGGAAAGCUUUCUCUGAAUUUGACAAGAAAAUACAUGUGAAAAACAAGCAUCCACAGUUAUGACCACUUUUAAAUAUCCAGACAUAAACUUCACUGAAGCAAUGGAUAGCCUUGAAUACUCCAGCUACAAUGUCACAGUGAUGGACUCUUCCAUCUAUUCAGGCUACAACACCACUGCAUAUAACUAUGGAACCCACACUACAUUCACCACUGAAGCUAAUGAUACUGACUGUAGUGGUGAUUUCAAACAGCCAUGCAGUAGGAAAGAUACUGGAGAUAUUUUAAAUGAAUAUUUGCCUAUCAUAUAUUCCCUUGUGUGUGUUUUUGCUGUCAUAGGUAAUAUUCUGGUACUUGUUAUUUACAUAUUCUACAAGAAACCAAGGUCCAUGACUGACAUUUGUCUUCUCAAUGUGGCCCUGGCAGACUUUCUCUUUGCCCUAACCCUUCCAUUUUGGGCUGUAUACCAUGUCCAGUGGUGGAUCUUUGGCAACACCGCCUGCAAGCUGGUCAGUGGGAUGUAUAAUGUUAAAUUUCACAGUUGCAUACUAUUCUUUGCAUUCAUCAGCAUUGACAGGUGCUUUGCAGUCUUAGAAGAAAGAAAGUCUAUCAGGAUUCGAGGAAGAACAUUAGCCUACAGCAAAUUAAUAUGCUUUAUUAUUUGGACUAUUUCAUGUGUCAUUUCAGUCCCAGCCUUCCUGUUCAGUGGUACAAGCCAUCUAAUAGAUGUUGAUAAGUAUGCAUGCCAGCCUAGUUACAAUGAUAGAUUGCAACACUCUGCUUUGAUGUCACCUGCCCAAAUUGCACAGCUAAGUUUUGGAUUUUGCUUCCCACUUCUGAUUAUUAUUGUGAUUUAUCCAUUCCCAAUUGCAAAGCUGCUUCUUACCCGAGAUAUUCAAAAACUGAAGAAAGUCUGCAUUGUGAUACUUGUUCUUAUUGCUUUCCUUGCCUCUCAGGUACCAUAUCACAUGACUAUGCUCUUCCAUACACUUAAAUUAUUUGGUGAAUGCAAAGCUUGCAAAGCAGGUCAAGGGGGCACGAUGCCAUGUUACAUCACAAAGUGUUUGGCCUUUUUCCAUUGUUGCCUGAAUCCAAUACUGUAUGCAUCACUGGGGGUAAAAUUCAGAAGCUACUAUUCCAGGGUUUUCCAGGAUAUGUGCCACCUAAAGAAGACAUACAGCAAAGUGGGGCAAAGACCUUCAAAACCAGUUUAAAAAUUAUGUGCCAUGAUUCAGCAGUGUUGCUACCUUCAUUGGGUACUAUACUAUAAUGAAAAUGAGGGUUACAGAAUGAAAAGGGGUAUCUGAAGUGAUACAUUGUAGCACUUAAUCACACAUUCAGAAUGUGGAAUUACAAAGCAGCUACAAUAAUACAGUCGCCCAUUCCAAAAUAAACAUAAAUGCAAUCCAUGAUAUUAGACAUGACUUCAUACUUCAUGUCCACAGGGUGUGCAUGUUCAACAUAUUGCUCACCUUUUCCUAAAUUCUGUCUACCUGUUACUGGAUUCUGCAAACAUCAUGAUAAUUAUGGUAUGGCUGCAAAAAUCUUGAAAGCUUUAUCACUAUUUCAGGAUUCUGAGUCCACCUCAUUUUAGUAUUUCAGCAUGCUUAGCAACUUCAUACCUUAGAGGUUUCUGUGAGGUUAUGAGAAUGGGUACAUACUGAGAACAUCAAAAUUGGUUUCUUUUUCACUUCUGUAUCAUCUCAGCCUGCAUUAUAUUCAAGUAGUCUGCAAGAUGCAACUAUUACUAAGGGAAAUAUAACCAAAGAAAAAAUUAACCUUCUAUUAUACUAUUCCUACUCCAAGUACAGUCCUCCCACAUAACAAAAAAAAUGAUACAGAUUCAACCACAUUUAAAGUUGAUACUGUCAUAGUUCUGGUCUUUCAAAUACAGCCAAAGCACUAAAAAUUGGUUUUGUACCAAUCCAGUUGGAUGUUGUCUUCACUACUGACUAUGUUCUGUGACAGUUCAACAUGCGGUGCAGAAAUUUAUAUCAUGAACUGUCUAAAUUACUGCUGUUCUGACCGGUGGACAUCCAUCCAGCCUUCAUUCAUCCAGCCAUCCUUUACCUGAAAUUCUUAAUCCAUUUCAAGGUCAGUCUGAGCCAGAGCCAAACCUGGACCCACAGGCAUAACAUUAGAUACCCCAUGGAUUAGACAUUGGUGGUUCACAAGACUUCUAAAUGAAGGAGAUCUAAUGGAGUAUCUUAAAGUUGGAAAAUACAGCUUUUAUGAUAUAAUGGAUAGAAUGGAAUAUGAAAAUCCCAUGUACAGAGAACAUAUCUGCCUGGCUCUGCAAUGAGAAACAAACAGGAUGAAAAGAACUGAUCUCACCUAACAGAGCGAGUGGAUACAUAACAGACCAGGUGUGAUAGUCUUACUGUCUAUGUCUCAGAAUGCAUUAUGAAAUAGGGAACACCUUCAAGCAGAAUUACUAUAAAAAUGUACAAAUGUCGGUAUUUCAGAGAAAAUGGUUGAAUACCUAUUCAAAUGUAUGCAAACUGCACAUAGAUAUUGUGUUUUGUUUUAAACUUUUUACUCUUACUAACCCUUAGGUUAUUCGAUUAUUCUAACAUCAGUAUAAUCUAUACUUUUUGCUGUGUGUUAUUUCUCUUCUGGCAUUUGCAUUUUAUCUGCCUGAAUUUUAUUACAAGUGUUCCAUUCAGUUAUAUGUCUUUCUACCAUGUACUUCAAGUUGUAUUUCAAAUUUAAGAAAUGAUCUAUGUUGUUGCUUGUGCGUUUUGCCUGUGUCACAGCUGAAAAGGAUCUUCAGAAAAAUUCACUCACCAAGUCAACAAAUAACACAUAAUCAGAAUAAAUCCUCUACAUCUGAGCUUGUGGAGAAUAAAAUGUAUAGCAAUCAUGCUGUUUUGUUUUUAAAGCUGAUGGUACACUGAAGAAAUGUUCAUCUUAACCUUCAGGUGGAUCGGGAGUUUAAUUCUUCACAGAUUUUUCUCAUCCAGUAAUGGUGCUUACUUUAUAGUACGGUAAAUACUUGUAAAUAAACCCAUUAUAAACAGGUUCAACAAAAACAGGACAGAAGAGUAGCUCAGAGGAUUAAGGUCAUGAGUUGUUUCAUCCUGUAGUCCUGCGUUUAAUUCCUUGUUUCCAUUUGUUCACAUUGUAACUCUGAGCAGAUCAUGUAAUCAGGCAGAUCUCCUGGGCCUCCAUUUAAAACUAGCUACACUAAUUUGGACAAUUUGGUCAACAAAAUGUUGUUUUCCUGAAACAGUAUUCAGUGAUAUACAUCUCACCAGUCCAGCCUAUUCAGUUAUUGCACUAAGUAUCUGACUUGUCAAAAUACAUGCCCUUUCUUUGUUUAUAAUGUUGAAACUUUUGUAAAUACUGUUUUAGGCUUGGUUUAAUAAAAUUAAUUCUCUCAUUCA